Messenger RNA from Talpa occidentalis (Iberian mole), 2163 nucleotides. Its product is annotated as ATP-sensitive inward rectifier potassium channel 12. Lineage: Eukaryota; Metazoa; Chordata; Mammalia; Eulipotyphla; Talpidae. Gene Ontology annotation, biological process: potassium ion import across plasma membrane; regulation of monoatomic ion transmembrane transport. Gene Ontology annotation, molecular function: inward rectifier potassium channel activity. Gene Ontology annotation, cellular component: plasma membrane. The coding region runs from base 199 to 1485 and encodes 428 amino acids. The transcript has 3 exons. The record is from RefSeq and is a predicted model, not a curated record.
CGCCGGGGCCGCUGGCCGAGGGUCUUCCAGUGACUAGUUCCUUUCCAGCUGGUGCCUGGGAAAUGGCAGCCUCUGCUAAUGCAGCCUUGAAGACAGCCGCUUGUCUGCUCAGCACUGUUACUUAGAAGAUAGGAUUCAAGAGGAGCGGCCCUGCCUGGAGCUGGCCCGGGGGCGAGCCAGGGCCUCUCCGCCCCCGGGAUGACUGCAGCCGGCCGGGCCAACCCCUACAGCAUCGUGUCAUCAGAGGAGGACGGGCUACACCUGGUAACCAUGUCGGGUGCCAACGGCUUUGGCAAUGGCAAGGUGCAUACUCGGCGCAGGUGCCGAAACCGCUUCGUCAAGAAGAAUGGCCAGUGCAAUAUUGAGUUCGCCAACAUGGACGAGAAGUCGCAGCGCUACCUGGCCGACAUGUUCACCACCUGCGUGGACAUCCGCUGGCGUUACAUGCUGCUCAUCUUCUCCCUGGCCUUCCUUGCCUCUUGGCUGCUCUUUGGUGUCAUCUUCUGGGUCAUCGCGGUGGCCCACGGCGACCUGGAGCCAGCCGAGGGCCAUGACCGCACCCCCUGCGUGAUGCAGGUGCAUGGCUUCAUGGCAGCCUUCCUCUUCUCCAUUGAGACACAGACUACCAUCGGUUAUGGGCUGCGCUGUGUGACGGAGGAGUGCCCAGUGGCCGUCUUCAUGGUAGUGGCACAGUCCAUCGUGGGCUGCAUCAUCGACUCCUUCAUGAUCGGUGCAAUCAUGGCCAAGAUGGCCCGGCCCAAGAAGCGGGCGCAGACGCUGCUCUUCAGCCACAAUGCCGUGGUGGCACUGCGUGAUGGCAAGCUCUGCCUCAUGUGGCGUGUGGGCAACCUGCGCAAGAGCCACAUCGUGGAGGCCCAUGUGAGGGCCCAGCUUAUCAAGCCCAGGGUCACAGAGGAGGGCGAGUACAUCCCACUGGACCAGAUCGACAUUGAUGUCGGUUUCGACAAGGGCCUGGACCGCAUCUUUCUGGUGUCACCCAUCACCAUCCUGCACGAGAUCGACGAGGCCAGCCCGCUGUUUGGCAUCAGCCGGCAAGACUUGGAGACGGACGACUUUGAGAUUGUGGUCAUCUUGGAGGGCAUGGUGGAGGCCACGGCCAUGACUACACAGGCCCGGAGCUCCUACCUGGCCAAUGAGAUCUUGUGGGGCCACCGCUUUGAGCCUGUGCUAUUCGAGGAGAAGAACCAGUACAAAAUCGACUACUCACACUUCCACAAGACCUACGAGGUACCCUCCACGCCCCGUUGCAGCGCCAAGGACCUGGUGGAGAACAAAUUCCUGCUGCCUAGCGCCAACUCCUUCUGCUAUGAGAAUGAGUUGGCGUUUCUGAGUCGUGAUGAGGAGGACGAGGUGGACGGAGACCAGGAUGGCCGCAGCCCCCAGGCCAGGCAUGACUUUGACAGACCCCAGGCCAGCAGCAGUGCCCUAGAGCAGCGGCCCUACAGACGGGAGUCGGAGAUCUGAGCCACCAUUGGCCAAGGUGCAGCAUCCGCCCUGCCGGGGAGAUACCUGGCAGGGGAGACGCCUGGCAUGCCGAGAAGGCCGGGUUCAAGCAGAAUGGGCACCCCAGGUGCAGACUCAGUAGCAUUUUAGAUGUUUUAUGUUACUUCACAAUGGCCUCAGAGGGUUGUUGGGAGAGUGGGUGGCUGGAGCCGGUCGUCCUUGGCCUGAGAGGCCAGAGCAGCACAGGGGCCUAGCCACAGGAGCCAGGGGUGUCUGCCUACUGAUCUGCUGCCUGCCCAGAAAUGGCUCUGGCAUCGCCAGGCUUCUGGGCCAGCAGGUUGCAGUGCGUCUUGCUGGUUUUUAACUUGGGAAGAAACACCUGGUUUCGGCUUUCUCAACCUUAGCUUGAGUAAGACUGUUUACAAAAAUAAUAAUAAUAAUAAUAUGUGAUUGAAAAUUUUUUAAUUCAUGGGGGUAUUAGAAUUUCAUUGGUCUGGCAGGAUGCAAGCAGUUGCAUGGAGGCUCUAGAAGGUUCUGAGAUGGGACCCUCCACUCAAAGUUGGCUGCUGGCCCGUGCCAGCUGGUAUGGCCCCAGGGUGAGCACAGAGCUCCCUGUGGUUUUGUGCUCACAGGGCAAAUUAGAUUCCGUUUGUGAUAGUAAAACCAAGACCAUGUUAAUGAUCAUAAUAAAAGCUUUUC